AUGGAGCCUGAUUAUAAAUUCCAAGCUGAAUAUGCCAAAAGCAAUAGAUCGUCUUGUCGUGCAUGCAAGAAUUCAAUAGGCAUGGGAUCCUUAAGAAUAGGAGCACUAGUUCAAUCUUAUGCAUUCGAUGGAAAAAUGACUCUAUGGUACCACUACAGCUGUUUCUUCAAGAAAACCAAGGUCCUACAGACAAGCGACAUUAAAAACUUUGAUAAUUUAAAAUUUGAAGACCAGGAAAAGAUCAGAACAGAGAUCAGUUCAGAGAAAUUUCUUAUUUCUAACUAUAAUAUCACGGCGAAUUCUGACGGUUUGGGCAAAUGCACGAAUUGCUCAAAGAUUAUUAAGUGCUUCGUGAAGAAGUAUCCUGAAGCUGACGUGUCGAAAGUUCGUGGGUUUGGCAAGCUCAAAGCACAAGAAAAGUUUGAUCUUUUGGAUGCUUUGUCAAACAUUAAAGCUAAGAGUUCAAGGAAGCGAAAAACAGAAGAAUUCGAUAACGAAAAUCAAGCCCCUCCUUCCAAGAAGUCCCGAGCUUCUAAGGCACCCAUUGAGUCCACUAAAGACGCUCUAAAGAACUUUUGA
Molecule: messenger RNA, 579 nt
Organism: Rodentolepis nana
Lineage: Eukaryota; Metazoa; Platyhelminthes; Cestoda; Cyclophyllidea; Hymenolepididae
Source: the annotation of a GenBank genome assembly